Molecule: messenger RNA, 2143 nt
Organism: Vespa velutina
Lineage: Eukaryota; Metazoa; Arthropoda; Insecta; Hymenoptera; Vespidae
Exons: 6
Coding region: 505-1026 (173 amino acids)
Source: RefSeq, a predicted model, not a curated record
UAUAUAUGCGUUAUUAAAAAUAUUGCGUAUUAUAUAUCGUUAUUAUUUAUCUUUAUCGUUUAAAAAUAGAUUUAUAAUUAGAAAAUUUGUAUAAUUUAGAUUUAAAUCUGCAUAUAUGCAUAAGUGACGUAUGGUUGAAUUGAUAUUUAAUAUUUAACAACAUUCUAAUAAAUUAUUAGAUAUAAAUGUAUUAUUAUUACAUUUUCUUCAUCUUCUUCAUCAUCUUAAUAUACGUAGCCAACGAAAAUUUAUCGACCAAACGAUUUUAAUCUUCAUAGUUACGAAAUUAGGGGUUAGUUUCAUAGGCGAGUGUUUUAUUUUCUGACACGUUUUAUUAACGACACAACUUUAAAACGACAUGGAAUCAAAGAAUAAAACCUCUAGUAGAACUAUUGCAGCUUAAAAAAUAAGAUAACCUAUGACCCGUUGGUCAGAACUAAAACCGGAAAAGAAAGUUAUUUGAAAUUACUCCGCAAUACAAAAUUUGACGAUGUCGAUAAAUUAAUGCCGAAAGAUUUGGAAGAUUCUUUAAAAAGGGCAAAAGAAAAUCCGACAGAACCUUUCGCUUUUUUAACCAAAAUUCCGAUAGAAGAUACGAUCGAGGGAAACACAUUAACGAAAACGAAGAACGAAUCAACGGAGAUAGACAUUAAGUUGGCCAACCUGAUGAAACGUAUAGAAUUAAAUAAAAUUCUGUUAGAAAAAACGAAUCAACGCGUGAGGGAUAUCGAUUAUCUCGUUAAACGAAGCGAAUUGAUUUUACCGAAAAAUCAAAUUUAUGACGAGAAUAUCUACAUGAAAAUAAAGUCGACCGGUAAAAAGGAAUCGAUGAAAGUAGAAUCGUCAAUCGAAUAUCCAGAAAUUGAAAAAUUUCGUCGUACCAUGGACGCGACUAAGGAUAUGCUGAAUUACGUGAAGAAAAUUUCUAAAGGUGAAAUGACCUUGGACGAUUUACCUGAGGAACUUCUGAAUCUUAUAAAAUCAUCCAAAGAAAGUAAUGAAGACAUCAAAAUCGAUCAGUUAUAAAUUCCUGACGAACUCAUUCCUGAGAAACUCGUUCUGGGAUCGAAAAGAAGUUAAGAGAACAUCCGACAUGAAGGUAUCUCAGCGGCGGCAAUAUUUUCAUAAUAAAUCGUCCAUUAAAAUACAUCUAUUAUAUGUAUCAUAAAUAUUUGAAACAGAUUAUCAAUGAAAUGUAUAGUGGUAUGUGUAUAAGUGUGCAUGUAUAUAUAUUUAUAUACGUAGGUAUAAUAUGUAUGUAUGUAAGUAUAUAUGUAUGUACGUAUGUAUGCAUGCAUUUAUGUAAGUAUAUAUGUAUGUACGUAAAUAUGCAAUUAUGUACGUAUAUUUAUACAGAUCUAUUAACGAGGGUAGAAUAAAAUGCGUCCUCCAUUCUAUCCUCUUUCCAACCUCUCUCGACCCCUUCAAUUUUUUAUUUUUUAUUUUCUUUUUUAUUUUUAUUUUUAUUUUUCCUCCACUUUAUAUGUUCCUCCUUUAUCUAUCGAUCACGUUUUAAUCAGCAUAUAUUAUCUCGUCUCGUAUUACGGAUCCGUACGUACUUCAACAAUUUUUUCUCCUUUUUUUUUUUUUUUUUUUUUCUUCAAAAUUUCGAAUACUGAAAAUCGCCAAACGAUCACAACGUAACUAAUUGAUUCGUCUUCUUGAUCGGUUCUUGGCUCGUUUUAUUAAAAUUUUACUUCACGUUGAUGUAAUUUUCUCUAUCAUUUUAAUACUUGCAAAUUUAAAACACGCUCUUUUUUUUUUUUCUUUUUUUUCAUCGUUGAUCAAUACGUGAGUAGUGGUGGUGGUAGUGGUAUGGUUGUGCCAAUAUGGUAAUCGUCGAUUUGUCGGAUUGAUAAACAAUCAACUGGUUUUGUUAGUUUACAGUUUCGUCUAAUAGUUAUUGAACAACGGCGAGAGAUGACGACGUAGACGUUCGCGAAAUUUUGUUCGCGAAUUGAAUUGACUCGCGUUUCGUACCGGGAGUAGGUGCACAGCAAUUAAGCCGCGACCACGUGGAUUUCCGAAUCCGCAACGGAAGAUUGUAGGCAAACUCCAAAAUAAUUUCUUUUAUUAUCCGUCAUUUAUUAUUUCUCUCUCUCUCUCUCUCUCUCUCUCUCUCUCUCUCUCUCUCUCUCUCUUU